This is a messenger RNA of Arachis ipaensis, 1549 nucleotides long. The record is from RefSeq and is a predicted model, not a curated record. Lineage: Eukaryota; Viridiplantae; Streptophyta; Magnoliopsida; Fabales; Fabaceae.
AUAACAUAAUGAAGAAAGGUGAAACCCUAGCCGUUGUUCAAUUCACAUUUCACAAAUCCUCAAUCCCUCAUGGCCUCAUCAGAUCUGAACUCAGCUUCAAACCCCAUCCUCUGAACCACCCACGGAGGCCACCUCCUAGAGUCCCAGGCUCCCACCCACUCAGUCUGUCACCGCCACCUCCCCGUCACCCAUCUCUCAGUCCAUCUUCCUCACCGCAACGUCACAGUCUCUCACGCCCCUGUGGAUCUCAAUCCACUCACCGUCACGUCGCGCUCACCGGCACACUGCACCAGGGAGCCCGUCGUCUUCGCCGUCGUUGCUUCUUCCCGUGGAGGCGUGCUCGUCAGUGUCAUCUGGUUCUGGUCACAUCCUAUCGUCGUCGUCUGCAUCAUCUGGUCGCCGGCUGUCGCCUCUUCUCCGUCGGAUAUCCGCAAAGACCCAGGUCCACGGUGGAUACAGAGUCUUCGUUACCCAUCGUGGGGACAAGGCGGGGACAGAUAUUGGGGGCGAGGGGUGGAGGCGGGGGGCAUGUCCCCGCCCCCAUGAGGACCCGUUGCCAUCCCUAGAUGUGGUGUGUAAGUUCGGAUCACCAAGUCCCUGUAUGGCUUGAGAGUUGUUGGGAGAAUAAAGUUGGCAGGCAGCUAAAAGCACCUGAUAUCCUUAGAAAAGGGGUUAGAAGAUCUCUUUGCUCCUCUAGUUGGAGUGGCCUCUACCACAAUGUUGGUCUCUAAAGUAUGGUCAUCGUGAUAGUUGCUAUUGUUGACGUUCUUUCGAUCCUCAUCCUCAUCACGACUAUUCUCUUGCUGAGCUGAUAGGUCGGCCAUCCUUUGGACCUCGGCUUAUAGCACAACGUUCAAGGCUAAUAACUCGACAAGAGUUGGUGGAGGAAAAGGUAAAUUUUGCUCAUCAUCAAUGGAUAAGAUCCUACAAAAAAGAGGAAUAGCAAGUGAAAAAAGAAAAUGUGGAGUAAUGUUAAGGUCGCCCCAUGGUGGGCGAAAAAUGUUCUUGCUGUUAAGGAGUUUGUCCAAAGUAUAGCUUGUUGCAAAAGAGGAGACGUCAUUCUGUCUUUUCCACGGAUGAGGUAUACGUUAGACUCCAAAAAACACUAGACAUGGUAGAUACAUUCGACCCUCAAGUUAGUAAUAAUUCAAAGAAGAGAGUGAUAGUGACUUAAGUGAGUAUUAGGUUUUCAGAUGUGAUCUAUCUUUUACCUUAUAUAGACUUGUGGAGAAAUAACCAUUUUCAAAUAUCUUCGGUUGCCGAGAUAUUAGUGAAUACGUGUGUGGGCUAUAGUGCGAUUACGUUUGAAGUUCCAACAUCUGUUUUGACUACUUCUCUGAGCUAUUUGGGAGUGACGUGUAAGGAGGUUAUUUUUCUAUUUUACUUGAAUGAUUAUAUCUAUUUGUUUGACUUGUUCUUUGAGUUAUAGGUAUAAUGUCUGAGUUAUGCGCAACAACGUGAAAGGUGGUUGUUUAUAAGCCAUGAAAACCUUAACGUUCUUUUGGCCUGAUCUCUAAAUUAUAGCUUGUAGUCGUUGAAUAAUAGUUAC